Syzygium oleosum is the source of this 3810-nucleotide messenger RNA. Its product is annotated as LRR receptor-like serine/threonine-protein kinase RGI2. Lineage: Eukaryota; Viridiplantae; Streptophyta; Magnoliopsida; Myrtales; Myrtaceae. The transcript is spliced from 2 exons. The coding region runs from base 160 to 3636 and encodes 1158 amino acids. Gene Ontology annotation, biological process: protein phosphorylation. Gene Ontology annotation, molecular function: protein kinase activity; protein binding; ATP binding. The record is from RefSeq and is a predicted model, not a curated record.
ACGAGGGUUUCAAGAGACACGUUAGAGCGUGCGUGAGAGAGAGGUGAGAGAGACCCAAUGCAAAACCAAGAAGAGCCAUAUUUGGGGAUUUUGAGGAGAUAAGCUUCGGCAAAGCCGAUGCCGAGGUGAGCCUUGAACCCCUACAACGACCUCCGCCCGAUGUUGAGGCAGUGUUUCGCCACCCGAAGCCGCCUCUUCCUCCGCCACCGCAGCUAUUAUCAUAUGUUUAAACUCCUCCUCCUCCCCCUCCUCCUCCUCCUCCCAAUACUUUUCUCCACCUUUGCUUGGGCUUCAAACAACAGUGAAGCCCUCACGCUGUAUUCAUGGCUUCGCUCCUCCCGCGCGCCGCCUCCCGCCGCCCUGGCGAGCUGGAACAACCCGUCGGAUGCCGACCCGUGCGGUUGGUCCUACGUCACCUGCUCGCCGCAGAACUUCGUGACCGAGAUCAACAUCGAGUCCGUCGACCUCGCGCUCCCCUUCCCUUCGAACCUUUCCUCGCUCCCUUUCCUCCGGAAGCUCGUCAUAUCCGGCGCUAACCUCACUGGCUCGAUACCGCCGGAUAUCGGGGACUGCGCCGAACUGGCCACUCUCGACGUCAGCUCGAAUAGCCUCGUGGGAAGCAUGCCCCCGAGCAUCGGAAGGCUCCGGAAUCUUCAGGAUUUGAUCUUGAACUCUAACCAGCUCGCCGGGGAGAUUCCUGCAGAGAUUGGCAACUGCACUAGUCUCAUGAAUCUUGUAGUUUUCGAUAACUAUUUGAGCGGAGAUAUUCCAGUUGAAGUCGGAAAGUUGUCGAAGUUGGAAGUUUUGCGGGCCGGAGGAAACAAGGACAUUGCAGGGAACAUCCCAGACGAGAUGGGCGAGUGCCUCAACCUGAAGGUGCUGGGUUUAGCGGACACUAAGGUUUCAGGAUCGAUCCCGGCUUCGGUGGGCAAACUGAGCCAGCUUGAGACGCUGUCAGUGUACACUACUAUGCUGUCCGGCGAGAUUCCCCCAGAAAUAGGCAACUGCUCAGAGCUCGUCGAGUUGUUCCUCUAUGAGAAUGACCUGUCGGGUUCGCUACCAGCUACGUUAGGCAAGCUUAGGAAGUUGGAGAAGCUGUUGCUCUGGCAAAACAGCUUCCAUGGGACGAUCCCGGAGCAGAUUGGCGGGUGUGAAAGCUUGGUGAUAAUGGACAUCUCGUUGAACUCAUUUUCUGGAAGCAUACCCUGGUCUUUGGGGAAACUCUCUUAUCUUGAAGAGCUCAUGCUGAGUAAUAACAACAUAACGGGUUCGAUCCCAGUUUCGCUGUCAAAUGCUACUAAUCUUGUGCAGCUUCAGCUGGACACGAACCAAAUAUCGGGUCCAAUACCGAGAGAAAUUGGGAAGUUGACGAAGCUGACAGUUUUCUUCGCCUGGCAGAACAGCCUCGAGGAAAGCAUCCCUUCAACAUUGGCCGAUUGCAAGAGCCUCGAAGUUCUUGAUUUGUCCCAUAAUGCACUCACCGGUAGCCUACCUCCAGAGCUAUUUCAGCUUCAGAAUCUGACCAAGAUUCUCCUGAUUUCAAAUGACAUUUCAGGCUCCCUCCCUCCAGAGAUUGGUAAUUGCGGCUCUCUCAUUAGGUUUCGCCUGGCGAGCAAUAAGGUUGGCGGACAAAUCCCAAAAGAAGUUGGGUUCCUAAAUAACCUCAGCUUUCUCGACUUGUCCGAUAACCAUUUCACGGGGUCGAUACCUGAAGAAAUCGGAAACUGUACUGCUCUGCAGAUGCUUAACCUUAGCAACAACAGCCUUGGCGGCGCUUUGCCGAACUCUCUGUCUUCCCUGACAAAGCUCCAGGUGCUUGAUGUCUCCCUGAAUAGACUCACGGCUCAGAUUCCACCAAGCUUCGGUCAGCUUUCUUCGCUCAGUAGUCUCGUUCUUCAGCAAAACUCGCUCUCUGGGCCGAUCCCCUCCUGGCUGAAAGGGUGUUCGAAUCUCCAAUUGCUCGACCUCAGUGGCAAUGGCUUCUCGGGAAUGAUACCUGUCGAGCUGUUCCAGAUCAAAUCUCUUGAGAUCGCUUUGAACUUGAGCUGGAAUUCGCUGUCAGGAAUGAUACCGCCCGAAAUAUCUGGUCUGAACAAGCUCUCCGUUCUUGACCUCUCGCACAAUUGGCUCGGGGGCAACUUGUUGGUACUUUCUGGGCUGGAAAACCUUGUGUCGCUGAACAUCUCAUACAACAACUUCACUGGUUAUCUCCCGGACACGAAGCUCUUCCGACAAUUAUCAUCAACUGAUUUGGCUGGAAACACGGGAUUGUGUCCUAGAGGUAGAGAAGCAUGUUUUCUAGGUGAUGCAACAGCGCUGUCCUUGCAUAAUAGGCGGACUUCCAAGCAGUCGGUGAUGAUCAAACUGGCCAUCGCAUUGCUCAGCACCUUAAUUGUCGCAUUAGCAGUGUUUGGGGUGUUUGCAGUGAUAAGAGUGCAAAAGAUCGGUCGGAGUGACAAUGACUCUGAGAUGGGAGGGGAUAAAUUGCCCUGGCAAUUCACUCCAUUCCAGAAACUGAACUUUUCGGUUGAGCAAGUCCUCAAGUGCCUGGUUGAAGAAAACGUCGUCGGAAAGGGAUGUUCGGGGAUAGUCUAUCGCGCGCAGUUGGAAAAUGGGGAAGUGGUCGCAGUGAAGAAGCUCUGGCCGAUGACUCUCGCGGCAGGAUACAAUUGUUGUCCAGACAAAGUAGGCACCGAAGUGGGUGUUCGGGACUCGUUUUCUGCAGAAGUCCGGACUCUCGGCAUGAUCCGGCACAAGAACAUCGUAAGGUUCUUAGGUUGCUGUUGGAAUCGGAGCACGAGGCUUCUUCUGUAUGAUUACAUGCCGAACGGGAACUUGGGCAGCCUCCUACACGAACGGAGUGGCAAUUGCUUGGAGUGGGACGUCAGGUACCGAAUCGUCCUAGAGGCGGCUCAGGGCCUGGCCUAUCUGCACCACGAUUGCGUCCCGCCAAUUGUGCACAGAGACAUUAAGGCAAACAACAUUCUGAUCGGUCCCGAAUUUGAACCUUACAUCGCUGAUUUUGGGCUUGCCAAGCUGGUAGGUGACGGGAAUUUUGCUCGGUCUUCUACCACUGUCGCCGGCUCCUUCGGUUAUAUCGCCCCAGAGUACGGGUACAUGAUGAAGAUAACAGAGAAGAGCGAUGUGUACAGCUUCGGGAUCGUAAUGCUGGAAGUGCUGACGGGGAAGCAGCCGAUCGACCCGACAAUACCCGAGGGCCUCCACAUCGUGGACUGGGUGAGGCAGAGGAGAGGGGGAGCCGUGGUGCUCGAUGCGAGCCUGAGGGCCCGGCCCCAGCCCGAGAUUGACGAGAUGCUGCAGACGCUGGGGGUGGCGAUGCUGUGCGUCAACGCGAGCCCGACCGACCGGCCGACAAUGAAGGACGUGGCAGCUUUGAUAGGGGAGAUAAGGCAGGGGAGAGAGGAGAGCAUGAAGGUGGACAACAUGCUCAGGAAUCAUCACGGGACUUCAACUGUGAAGGGACGUGAUGAUGAAGACAACGGCGAUGGUUCAAGGAAGAGACCGGUGACAAUGAGGCAACAAGAAGCGUACGCCAGGAGCAGCAACACCGCUAGCUUCUCUGCUUCAUCGCUCCUGUACUCCUCAUCAUCUCAUGGGCACACAUUAUUUAAGUAGUCGAAAGUGAAAAACAGUUCUCAGUUUCAUCAAAACAGAGAGGGAGGGAGAGAGAGAGAGAGAGAGAGCAGAAUUUGUUCCUGUAGAAUUGGAGAGUUUCUUUCAAGAUAUGGUUUUUUUUGCAUGAUCAUGAUCGAUUGUUACGGAGCAUUGUUGUGCAGAAUAUAGGAAUAA